This is a messenger RNA of Scophthalmus maximus (turbot), 3024 nucleotides long. RefSeq names its product cytotoxic and regulatory T-cell molecule. The transcript is spliced from 10 exons. The record is from RefSeq and is a predicted model, not a curated record. Gene Ontology annotation, cellular component: plasma membrane. The coding region runs from base 1487 to 2857 and encodes 456 amino acids. Gene Ontology annotation, biological process: detection of tumor cell; cell recognition; positive regulation of natural killer cell mediated cytotoxicity directed against tumor cell target. Gene Ontology annotation, molecular function: signaling receptor binding. NCBI's taxonomy places the organism in Eukaryota, Metazoa, Chordata, Actinopteri, Pleuronectiformes, Scophthalmidae.
CUGGUGAAAAGUGGUUGUGUCUUUAAUGAGUCUCGGUAACUCGGUGACUGCAGCUGCUCAGUGCUGCUGCACUAUCAUCAUCAUAUUGCAGUCUCUUUUAUACAAUAAAACAAUCAUGCUGUUUGAUUUAAUGUCAAAACACAGAAUUUUUAUAAACUCUGGAAUCUUCUAUGAGAUAUGUAUUUAGCAGAAAGGUUUAACAGCUGCAUGGGUUGUAUGACAGCACCACCGUACAGGAAUGGACGUUGUUUUCAAGGUUAACAUCCAUUAGCCAAUCCAAAAGAAUAACUUCAUUCACACGGAUCAACGAGGAAGAAAUGAUAGAGCCUGAUGUUGUUUCCCAAUUGAAAAUAACAGACGUCAAGGACGCAACAAAUACCACGUGUAUAAAAAUAUACAGUUUUGUGUUUGUUUGAGUGUUGAGGUCGAUAUUUAAUAGUCAUUAAAACACUCAACAUAAUUGUUUAACUAAGUGAACAGACGCUUGCGGUUGUGUCUAUUAUGUAUAAUUAUAAUAUAUCCAUUAAGCAAAGUUCUGAUCUUCACGUAUGCAUCAGGCCCUUGUGCUGACGGGCCUCUUUUCUCAAAGUGUAACAAGACUCACAGCAAUGCUAGCGUUUCUGUGAAGCUUUCCAAAGUUUGCGCAAAUCCAUCUCGUAGAUGUUGCCGAGUUAUUUCAGUGAAUGGUGUAAAAUGAAUCAUCGAUGGAGAGUCAGCGGGAUAUAUCCUCACGCAUGCGUGUCAUGUACUCACUGGGUGUGUGUGAAUGCAUAUACUGUCUUACGUUGCCACGGCUCACAUUGUGAGGAUUUACAGUUGAUGCUUUUUUGAGUAUGAGGGCUGGUACUUUCCUUUACAGCUUUCUGUGUGAUAAAGACUUUCCAGCCCCCCGCAGGAAGGUUUCACUAAGUCGACCACAGAUCUGUACACAGCCAUUUACCGCAGUGAUGUGGAGGCCCACCCCAAGUCCCCCAGUCUGAAGUUCAAGCUGGGUCAAACCCAACUGUGACCAACAUACUAACCAACUACGCCAUCUGGACAACUUCAGCAACUGGUAUUUUUCUAAAAGCUCCCUGAACAAUGUGAACAGAAGUCCCCCAGGUCUUCUGACCAAUGACUGUGUGUUGUCCAUAAGUGUUGUCUUUUAGUUAAAUCCAGCACCCUAGAAGUAUUCUGAACAUUUAGCAUUCGCUAUCUCACAAAAACUGUUCAUUCAAGAAUUUUAUUGAAUAUUAUUCUUCCUUCAAUGAGGUAAUUGUUGGUUGGUGUAAGAACAUCAUUCCGUUGAGGAUGAGCUCACAAGGCAUGAAUCUUGAACCGUUACCCUUUUACUUUCACCGUGGUGCUGGUGGUAUCAUAUGAGAAUCCCUAAAUAAAAGUGUGUGGAAACCACAGGGCUGUGAUGUCACGGAAGGUCCCUCGGCAGAGUACAAGUUCGUCGAGUGAUGAGGAAGCGCCACAGUGUGAUUGUGAGUGAGCGACUGCGAUGGAAGUGAAGCUGCUGCUCGCCGUCUCCACGCUCCUCGUACAUGCUUCACUUGCACUGUGUCAGCGUGUGACCGUGAAGAAAGGUCAGACGCUCCACCUAAGCUGCCCCAUCACGAACGCUCACAAGACCAAUGUGGAGUGGAAGAACCCGAAGGGAAACAUUAUGUUCUUCAAUCGCAAUAGAGCUUUGAAGGAUAAGCGCUACAGAAUCGACAGACUGUCUGCCUCAGAAUUCUCCAUCAGUGUUUCCAAUGUCACCUUCAAAGAUGGAGGCAACUAUACAUGUACUCACUAUGACCACCACACAACAGAGAGGAAAGUGGAGGUGACGGUGUUAGGCCAUCCUAUGAUGAAAGUAGUAGAGCACGAGGGGAAGCUUGUCAUAAAAUGCACGGCUGAGGGGAACCACCAUCCUCCACAGAUCUCCUGGCAAAUGGAUCGUGGGCCGGAAGUUCUGGCCCAUGCCCAAGUCAGUCAUGAAGACAGAAAAUAUGUCUCCAUGGCCAUGUUACACGUUCACCCAGUGGAGAAGAGGGUGACUGUGAAAUGCCUUGUUCGCCACCCGGCCCUGCUCUCACCGCCCCUGAUGAACUUUGUCAAAAUUGGACCAGACUAUAGAAAAUUCCGCCACACAACCACGAGUGGGAGGCUUGAAACAGCUCAGCCUGCAGGGUCAGCGGGGUCAGCCAGGGUGCCAAGAACAACAACCAGCGGGUCCAGACACGGGACAACAACAACAACAGCAGUGUACCCUACAGCCACAGACACGAGUGGGCCUCCAUCAGAGAGCCCUGCUAAGUUAUCAGCUGUUCCCUCCGAUCACCCGUCUUCCUCCAGUGAGCCAGCGACGGUCACAGCAGCCACCAGGGUCACAGGCUCACGUCUCAGCACGACUGGCUGGAAAUCUGCAUCUGAGACAACAGAAGGAAUUACAUCCAACAACAGUACAGGCAGAAAUAGAACAGGGAGCAGUGAUGACUCACGGAUGCAGGCAGGAAGGGAAGGAAGGCCGUCGCUGCUCGUCUUCCUUGUAACGUGCUUGAUCUUCUGUCUUCUGGUGGUGGUUCUUUUCUUUGCCAUCAAGCUGAGGAGGGCACAUGUCGCCUGGAAGCGAGAGAAUGAGGACACUGAUCAGUCAGAGGAGAGCAGUAAAUCCAAAUCAAGCCAGGAGGAGAGGAGCUCCAAAGAACAAGGGCGAAGAGGGCUGUCUAACAUGGCAUUCACACAGUAUGUCGCUGAGAAACCAACAGGGAUCAUGUCAAAAACAGGCCCUGUGUCGGCAACAGAGAGCGCAAACAAGGAGCAUACUUCUCAACCUCAACCUCAAACACUGCAACAGUCUUCAGCCAUCAAGGAGACAGAGCUAUAAAAACUAAAAUACAGAAUAAUAUCCUCAGGAUCACAAUCACCCUUUUUUGUGUGUUUACGCAGAAAAUAACGUGGUAACACAUUGUUUAUAAUUGUAGUACUGUUCUGUACUGAAUAAAUACUGUAAAGUUUUUUUUUACGUGUACAAAUAAAUUAUAUUUUGCCAGA